CUCUCUUCUCCGUUUCCUCAUCCACUCUCCAGUCUCCAUUGGUACAACUCCCCGCCCCCGGUCUUCAUUUUUACUGGCAAAGCAACCGAACCCGCCCGGCCGCCCGCUCCUACAGGGAUGCUGCUCCCUACACUCUUUGGCGGCUACCUCACCGCCUCCCCACCAUCCUUACCAGCCCCAACGGCAACAGCGACCCGGAGCACACGACUCCCCUCUCGCCUCAGGCCCUCCUCCCGCCUCGUCGCCCGCCGAAGCGCCGCAGGUCCCGGGGAGACGGUACACGCAACGGCCGCAGAGGAGGAGGAGCAGGAGUUGAAAGAGCUCGAGGAGGAAGGGCUCCCCAGGAGGGGGCAGUAUGGGGAGCAGGAUGACCACGACCAUGACCCCGAGAUUGCCGACAUUAUGGGUGACUACUUCGACGACCCAAAGAAAGCCCAGUCACGUAUGGAGGAGAGGAUAAAGACGAAGCGGCACAAGAUCGUGCAGGCCAAGACCGGCUCACCCAAUCCCAUGAAGGUCGUCUUCAACAAAUUUGAUUUCUCCAAUUCGUACAUAUGGUUCGAGUUCUACAAUGCUUUAUUGCCAAAAGAUGUGAAGUUAAUUGGUGAUGCUUUGCGAUCAUGGCAUAUAGUUGGUCGCCUUGGUGGGUGCAAUUCUAUGAAUAUGCAGUUAUCGCAGUUGAGCUUAGAUAGUAAAAGGCCAACUUAUGAUGCUCUUGAAGCAGCAAAUGCAACUCCAACAUCCUUUUACAACAUUGGUGAUCUUGAGAUUCAAGAUAAUCUAGCACGUGUCUGGGUAGACAUUGGUAUUCAAGAUCCACUGCUUUUGGACAUCCUGCUGAAUUCAUUAACCACCAUAAAUUCAGAUCAUCUGGGCAUUAAGCAAGUACAGUUUGGAGGGUCAGAGUUCAUGAGCUGGAGCGACAGCCUGAAUACUGAAGAAGCUGGGUGCAGUGUCCACAAGAUUUAGAAAGCAUAUUCCAGCGGUUGUACAAGCAACUACAUUUGCUACAGUGAGAAUCCAACAAUGGAGUUACCGAAGCAUGCUUCACAUGAGCUUGUGCCUUGAGACACUGUUGAUCUUGCAAAUGAAAAGAAAUGGUCACGGCGACACCAUCACUAAGCAUGAAAGAUGUCAAUCUCUGUGCAAAUAACUUGGGUUUGGAAGGGGUCCCAAUUGCUAAUUCAGCGCUGAUGCCACUGGAUACCAAGAACUGGAUCUGAAUACUUGAAACAUCUUGGCCCGGUUCAUGCACUAAAAUGCACAUGGUUCAUCUGUGUUCCUCUAGCUAGAGGAAAUAUAAUGAUGAUUUUAGUAUGGUCGCUGACCAUAGCAUAGCCUGUCAAACAACACCAUGUAAUCCUCUGAACAGAGUCUGAUUCCCAGUUAUUACGUAGGAAUACUAGAUUUGGUUUGGUCUUCGAACA
Brachypodium distachyon (stiff brome) is the source of this 1427-nucleotide messenger RNA. RefSeq lists its product as uncharacterized. The transcript is spliced from 7 exons. The coding region runs from base 118 to 969 and encodes 283 amino acids. The record is from RefSeq and is a predicted model, not a curated record. NCBI's taxonomy places the organism in Eukaryota, Viridiplantae, Streptophyta, Magnoliopsida, Poales, Poaceae.